AUGUCGCAGACGAACUGGGAGGCUGACAAGAUGCUCGAUGUUUACAUAUACGACUAUUUUAUGAAGAGAAAUUUGCAGGCAACUGCAAAGGCCUUCCAAUCAGAAGGGAAGGUUUCUUCAGAUCCAGUUGCAAUUGAUGCACCUGGUGGGUUUCUUUUUGAGUGGUGGUCAGUUUUUUGGGAUAUAUUCAUAGCAAGAACAAACGAGAAGCAUUCAGAUGUUGCAGCGUCAUAUAUUGAGACGCAGCUCAUGAAAGCCCGGGACCAACAACAGCAGUUACCUCAACAGCGGCAGCAGCAACCACAGCAUAUACAAAUGCAACAAAUGUUGUUACAAAGAGCCGCACAACAGCAGCAGCAGCAACAUCAGCAGCAGCAGCACCAACAUCAGCAGCACCAACAGCAGCAACAGCAGCAGCAGCAGCAGCAACAGCAGCAGCAGCAACAGCAGCAGCAGCAGCAGCGUAGAGAUGAUUCUUAUCUUCUUAAUGGUACUUCAAGUGGACUUUCUGGAAACAAUCCUUUAAUGCGACAAAACCAAAGUACCGCAAAUGUUAUGGCGACCAAAAUGUAUGAGGAGAGGUUAAAGUUGCCUUCCCAGAGAGACUCUUUGGAAGACACAUCUAUGAAGCAAAGGUAUGGAGAAAAUGCUGGGCAACUACUUGAUCCGAAUGAAACAUCACUGCUGAAAGCAGCUGCAAGUGGACAAUCCUCAGGGCAAAUUUUGCAUGGUUCCAUUGGUGGUUUGUCGGGCACUAUGCAACAAAUUCAGGGUAGAAGCCCCCAACUUCCAGGGCAUGCUCAGAGUAUCAAGACAGAGAUAAAUCCCAUUUUGACACCUAGAGCUGCUGGUCCUGAGGGGUCAUUCAUGGGUCUACAAGGAUCUAAUCAAGCUGCCAAUAAUUUGACUCUCAAAGGAUGGCCACUCACAGGACUUGAGCAACUUCGGUCUGGAAUUCUACAGCAGAAGUCAUUCAUGCAGAAUCAACAUCAAUUGCAACAACAGAUCCAAUUUCUGACUCCACAACAACAGCAGCAGCUUGCGUUGCAGGCGCAGCAAAAUAUGGCUUCCCCAACAUCUAGUGAUGUUGACAGCAGAAGAUUGAGGAUGAUGUUUAACAACAGGAAUGUAGUUCUUGGGCGGGAUGGGCAGACCACAAGCGGUGGAGAUAUCAUUCCAAAUAUUGGCUCUCCUAGUCAAAGUGGUGGUGAUAUAGACAUGCUAAUAAAGAAGAAAAUUGCUAAUGCACACCACCACCAGCAGCAACAGCAACAACUAUUACAACAACAAAGCAAUAGCCAACAGCAGCACCAUCAGGCUGUCUCUAGUCAGCAGUCUCAAAGCUCAAAUCAGCUUCUCCAACAAGAAAAGCCAGGAACUGGAAAUAUGCCUGUUGAUGGGGGCAUGCCGAAUUCUUUUGGGGCCACCGAUCAAUCAACGAAGAAAAGAAAGAAGCCUGGCUCUUCCUCGGGUAGAGCUAAUAGUUCAGGAACUGGAAAUACUGCUGGCCCGUCUCCAGGUUCUGCACCCUCGACACCUUCCACUCAUACACCAGGAGAUCCGAUGCCAGUACCACAACUUCAGCAGAAUGGUGUUUCAGCAAAACCCUUGGCAAUGUUUGGCUCUGAUGGCACUGGAAGCUUGACAUCUACCUAUAAUAAUAAAAAUGCUUCAUUACAGGGUGAUGUGGACCGUUUGCUGGAAGAAGGAUUGGAUGAAAAUGUUGAAUCUUUUCUGUCACAGGAUGACAUGGAUCCCAGGGAUACCUUGGGACGCUGCAUGGAUGCCAGUAAAGGGUUUGGCUUUGCUGAGGUUGCAAAAGCACGUGCAAGUGCAAGUAAAGUUGUUUGUUGCCACUUCUCAUCCGAUGGCAAAUUGCUUGCUACUGGUGGUCAUGAUAAAAAGGUUCUUUUAUGGUGUACAGAUCCCCUGAAGCCUAAAUCCUCGUUAGAAGAGCAUUCAUUUUUGAUAACCGAUGUUCGAUUUAGCCCAAGCAUGUCCCGCCUUGCUACAUCUUCCUUUGACAAAACCGUACGGACUGACUAUUCGCUCCGUACUUUCACGGGUCAUUCAGCAUCUGUGAUGUCACUUGAUUUUCACCCCAAUAAAGAAGAUAUUAUUUGCUCCUGUGAUAGUGAUGGGGAAGUCCGCAGUUGGAGCAUUAACAAUGGUAGCUGCCUGACCUGUGUCAAGGUUUUUAAGGGAGGUGCCACUCAGAUGAGAUUUCAACCCCGCAAAGGAAAAUAUCUAGCAGCUGCAUCAGAGAAGGCUAUCUACAUACUUGAUGGGGAGACACAGCAUGCUUGUAGAAGCCCUUUACAGGUCGCCCGGCUGCUAAUCGACCUCGGCGGCCAAUGGUGGAGCGACGGUGACAAUCUCCGGUGGUGGAGGUGGCGGGAGGAAUGGUCAGAAUCGGUGGCAGCGGCUGGGGUCGUGGCGGUUAUCUUGGCCGACGAGAAUGAGCGGUGGGGUGGCUCUGGGGCUGGGACUCCGUUGCGGGACUGGCGGCGAGAAUAUGUCGGAACCGGGCGAUGGUCAGGCGACGGGGAAGUUUCAGCGUGGCAGUUAGGUUCCCGCUGCAGUGUUUUGGGUCAUACAAAGGACAUUCAGUCAGUUUGUUGGGACUCUGCGGGUGACUAUCUUGCUUCUGUUAGUGAAGAUGCUGUCAGAAUAUGGUCAUUUACUUCUGGGCAGGAUGGUGAAUUUGUGAAUGAGUUGAACUGCAGUGGGAACAAGUUUCAAACAUGUGUUUUCCAUCCAGCUCACCCUUCUUUGCUAGUCAUUGGUUGUUAUGAGUCCUUGGAACUUUGGGACAUCAGGGAGAAGAAUGCCAUGACCUUGAACAAUGCUCAUGACGGUUUAAUUGCAGCCCUAGCAGCAUCGAGCGCAACAGGCAAGGUUGCCUCAGUUAGUCAUGACAGGCUUGUCAAGCUCUGGAAAUGA
Messenger RNA from Triticum turgidum subsp. durum (durum wheat), 2943 nucleotides. NCBI's taxonomy places the organism in Eukaryota, Viridiplantae, Streptophyta, Magnoliopsida, Poales, Poaceae. The record is from the annotation of a GenBank genome assembly.